Molecule: messenger RNA, 1583 nt
Organism: Leopardus geoffroyi (Geoffroy's cat)
Lineage: Eukaryota; Metazoa; Chordata; Mammalia; Carnivora; Felidae
Product: translation initiation factor IF-2-like
Exons: 2
Coding region: 1-891 (296 amino acids)
Source: RefSeq, a predicted model, not a curated record
AUGUCCCCCGCGCCCCCCGCCCCCCGCCCUACCUUCAGGGUUGGACCAUGGCCUCCUAUCUUUCGCCGCUUCACAAACACCACCGGCACGUCGGUUUCCGAGGUCAGCUCCGAGAGCGCUCUCUCCAGGCCCCUGGCGUCCUCUGCGGCACAAAAGCAGAGAGGGGCGCGGGUCAGUCUCGCCGCCCCGGGCCGCGGCGGGAAGUGCACGGCGGGGGCGGGGCUUCCGCGUCCCCGACCGCGCCGCCCCCUGCCUCGGCCCAGGGCCCGAGCCCCUCUCCCCGCACACCUGCGCGCGGAGGCCGCAGGGUCCCCGGCCGCCUCCCGCACCCGAGGUCCCGCCGCGCUCAAAUCCUGGCGGCCUCGCCGGACCAGACGCCCCGAAUCCCGAGGGCGAGCGGAAGGAAGCCACCAGCCGACAAGGGCCGGCCGGUCUCUCCCCAGCCCAGGCUCGGCUUCCACCGACCCACGCGACACAAUGAACGCGGCCCGCAAGAGCACCGCCUUACACCAAGCUUCACCCCUACUCAGACACACCUCAAAACAUCCCUUUCCGUGGUUCGAAGCGCACCCGACAGACGGCUGCCCACGUCCCCAGCCUCGCAGCCCCAGAGGCUGGCAGCCCUACCCGAGUUUCUGGGUCCCCACCGCUUACGUGAAGGGGAGCGCCGGAUCACCAGGCUCUUCUGGAGGGCGGCCCCCCACCUUCCGCUCGGAGGCACUGCGGAGACACUGCGAGAGACUGCUGCAAACCGAGGGGAAGGGUGGCGGGCUCCCCGCCGCCACGAGAAGCCACGCCCUGCUCGGAGCGGGCUGCCGGGCCGCCAGAGUCAGAAUGACAAAGCAGAAAUCCACUCCGGUGCAGCCCUGGCGACUACGCCAACGGGCUUAGCGAAGCGAGACCUCCUAAUUGGGUGACACCACAUCCUCUUCCUGCUCAGAGCGCCCCCAACCCAAGGAAAGAGCAAAAACAACGUAAGAAUGUUUGGAACCAGAACGCAGAGACAAGUGUGUUUUAAUUAAGCAAAACUGGACCGUGCCUUAAGGCAGUGACUCGGGAACUUUGCUGCCCAUUGUGAUCACGAGAGGAUCUUGAAGAACACCGACGCCUCACUCCCACCCCCAGACAUUCUGGGUGAAUGGGUAUUAGGUGUGACCCGGGCGGGCAUCCGAGGGGUUUUUGUUUUUGUUUUUAACUCCCUGGGUGAUUCUAGUGAACUGCAAAGUUUGGGACCCUUUGCCCUAGCGUAAUGGACUUGUCAGUCUGGCAGUUCUCUAAAGGAAAUUACCAGGCUUUUAAAAGAAACAUCUAGUCCAUUCUGACUAAUCCUGAAAAGUGACAAAUUCUCACCAACACAUAACUUCCCCGUAUGUCCUUCCUCCUUAACCCACUCAGGUUUUGGGUUGUCACGUCUGUUUUAGCGAAAACAGCAUAUUUAACUCCAGUCAUGCCAAGCCACCUGCAGCUGCCCAAGUGAGCCAUGCUCUCUCAUACUUCCUGCUCUUACUCCUAUUCUUACUCAGCACCUUGGAUCAGUAGGGAAGUAGGAAUAUUUGCUGAAUAAAUAAAUGAAUGAAUGAAUG